AUGGCAAGAGCCAUAAGCCUUUCUGAAUGGCUGUUAACUCAAGGUUUUUUAGUAAAAGAAAGUAUAACGGAAUAUACUGAUUGCGGCAGUCUACCAGGCAUUUGUCGAAUAAAUAUAAGUCUAAAGGAACCAUUUCACGGUGAUGUAUAUUUCUAUUACGCAUUGGACAGGUAUUAUCAAAAUCAUCGUCUUUACGUUAAAAGCCGCAGUGAUAAACAAUUACUUGGAAAUCUACAGGAAGUUUCUGAGUGCGAGCCGUAUGAUAGAACGAAUACUUCUCACGGAGAGGUUGUUAUUGCACCUUGUGGAGCAAUUGCAAAUUCGAUGUUUAACGAUACCUUUACGCUUUAUUUUACUGGCAGAAAUGAUCGUAUUCUUGUGCCUUGGACUUAUGAAGGUGUCGCAUGGGAAGUCGAUAAAAAAUACAAGUUCAGAAAUCCUCCUGGGGAAAAUUUACGAGAAGCUUUUAAGAAUACCGCGAAACCGCCAAAUUGGCAGAAGAACAUAUGGGAGUUGGACCCAGAACAUCCUGAUAAUAACGGGUUUUUGAAUACGGAUUUUAUAGUCUGGAUGCGCACCGCUGCACUACCUAGUUUUCGAAAACUUUAUCGCAAGCUCAGUCGUACUUCUGGAUUUUUUUUUGAUGGUUUACCUUCUGGGAAUUAUGAAUUGGAAAUUGUAAAUAAUUACGAAGUUUCUGUCUUUGGCGGAAAAAAAUAUUUUGUGAUUAGUACAACAACUUGGAUCGGAGGGAAGAAUCCAUUUUUGGGCAUUAUGUAUGUUGGUGUAGGAAUCUUUCUUUUUGGAGCAACGCGUUGUUAUUGUAAGGAUCCCAAAAGAAUAAUGAGAAGAUAA
Messenger RNA from Enterobius vermicularis (human pinworm), 855 nucleotides. The record is from the annotation of a GenBank genome assembly. Lineage: Eukaryota; Metazoa; Nematoda; Chromadorea; Rhabditida; Oxyuridae.